Didymodactylos carnosus is the source of this 1371-nucleotide messenger RNA. Lineage: Eukaryota; Metazoa; Rotifera; Eurotatoria; Philodinida; Philodinidae. The record is from the annotation of a GenBank genome assembly.
AUGCGUAACGGUUUUGGAUUACAAUAUAUUUACCAAUUUUUCAAUAUUCCUUAUUUACAACUUCAGCGUGAAGCAUUACUUCAACAAUUAGAAGUUAAUGCACGAGAUAUGGAUCAAACAUUAGAAGAAAUAGAUGCAUACGAACAAUCACAAGAAAAUAAUUAUGAAGUAUUUCUGGAUCAAUUGACUCAAAAACGUCGUAUCAAACAAGAACAAUUAGCUGGAGAUAUUUUAAAACAGGCGAAACCACUUGAAGAAGCAAAGAAAGUUUACAACGAAAAUUUAUUAAUUCAACAACAACAACAACAAGAAGCAGCUGCAAAAAGUGGAAAAAUUAUUCCUCCAGCUCUUAAUGGAAUCGUACAAACUUUAACAAGAAAAAAUGAAUCGACUAUACGUCAUACACCGACAACAACCACGGUACAAUCAUCACCAAAUACGAUGAAACAAAAACCAAUGCAAGCUGUACAACCACAAAUACAAAAAAAUUUAACUAUCGAUCCUCAACCUGACGAAUCAACGUCUGAUAUCACAGACAAUACAAUAAAUAAUUUUAAUCCUUUAGUGAAGACAACUGUCGAUGAUUUUAUUCCGGAUGACAACGAAUACGAAACAUUCCUUGUUGAUGAUCCAGCAUCAAUGAUAAAAUCACCGUCAACAUACUCGACACAAACACAACAAAAUAAAUUAUCAACAACAACGGAUGAUGAGAAUGAAACACCUCAUAUUAAUCCCAUGGUUGUCGGUUUUCGUGAGCAAUUAGAUUCGGAUGAUGAACAACAACAACAGAAUACGACAAAUUUCGAUAUUGUCAGAACGAAUAGUCAAAAAAUAAGUGAUGAUGAAAUAGAAGAAGAAGAGGAAGAAGAUAAAAAUGUUCAAUCUACGAAACCACAAUCGAAGCCUAAUCCAAAAUCAUCGCAAACAAUUAGCGCUCCUGUUGUGCCCAUCUACAAUUUCACAUCAUCUGAUUUAGAUAUGCUAGAUAAAAUGACAUCAUUUUCAAGACAAUCGACAUUAGAAGGAUCGAAUACUAAAACAAUAGAUUCUCAAAGUGUAACAAGUGAAACACGAUCAACAAAGAAGAAAUCAAAGAAAACAUCGUCUUCUCAAGAGGGCAGUGUUGAUUCUUCCGUUAAGAAAAAACAUCAUAAAAAAUCGAAACAAGAUCUAUCAUCAUCCGAUGAAAAGAAAAAGAAGAGUAAGAAAACAACUGCCACAAAAAUGUUAAAAUCUAUGUCAUUAAAUGAAGCAGUGUCACAUAACGACAAAAAUGAUGAUGAUAAAGAUGAACGAGAUUUAGAAUCAUUUUUAGGUGAAACAAAACAACAUAGUAGUGGUGGUGGUCAAGGAGAUUAUGAAUUAAUUUAA